Messenger RNA from Aspergillus puulaauensis, 3177 nucleotides. Its product is annotated as valine--tRNA ligase. The transcript is spliced from 2 exons. Gene Ontology annotation, biological process: valyl-tRNA aminoacylation. Bases 1 to 3177 code for a protein of 1058 amino acids. NCBI's taxonomy places the organism in Eukaryota, Fungi, Ascomycota, Eurotiomycetes, Eurotiales, Aspergillaceae. The record is from RefSeq and is a predicted model, not a curated record. Gene Ontology annotation, molecular function: valine-tRNA ligase activity; ATP binding; aminoacyl-tRNA deacylase activity. Gene Ontology annotation, cellular component: cytosol.
AUGGCCUCUACGCAGGCUGAGCCCCCGGCAAAGCCAAUGAGCGAGAAGCAGCGCCUGAAGCUGGAGAAAUUCGCUAAGAAGAAGGAGAAGCUCGCCCAGGAAGCCCUGCUCAAAGAGCAACAGGGCACAAGCGCAUCCAAGGCGAAGAAGGCCAAGGAGCAGCAAACUCCCGCGGUUCAGUCGAAAGAUUGGAUUGACAAAACGCCAGCUGGACAGAGAAAGAUCUUGAAAUCGUUGGACGACGACUUCACCAAGGCUUACUUGCCCGCUGUUGUUGAGUCUGCCUGGUACAGCUACUGGGAGGACCAGGGACUGUUCAAGCCGCGGACGGAGGAGGAUGGGAGUAUCAAGCCAAAGGGCAAAUAUGUCAUUGCCAUCCCACCACCCAAUGUGACUGGCAAACUCCACAUUGGACACGCCCUGGCGCUGUCGCUAGAGGACACCCUGACCAGAUGGCAUCGCAUGCGACAGUUCUCGACGCUCUACAUCCCUGGCUGUGACCAUGCCGGUAUUGCUACCCAGGCGGUCGUCGAGAAACAGCUGGCCAGAAACCCGAUAAACGGCAAGUCUAAGCGGCAAGACUUUACUCGCGCUGAAUUCGUGCAGUUGUGCCAGGACUGGAAGGAGGAUUACCAUACAGCCAUCAACAAGACCGUGCGCAAACUCGGUGUCUCGGUCGACUGGUCGCGGGAAGCCUUCACCAUGAGUCCGGAGUUGUCCAAAGCGGUUACCGAGACCUUUGUGCGACUGCACUCCGAAGGGCUCAUCUAUCGGGCGAACAGGCUGGUGCAUUGGUCGUGUCGUCUCUCCACCGCUUUAUCCACGCUGGAAGUCGACCAGAAGGAGCUCGAGGGGACCACAAAGCUCGACGUGCCAGGCUACGAGAGGAAGAUUGAAUUCGGAACUCUCACGUAUUUCAAAUACCAGGUCGAGGGCUCUGACCAGACAAUCGAGAUUGCCACCACGCGUCCAGAGACAAUGCUGGGUGAUACCGGCAUUGCCGUCCAUCCCCAGGAUGAACGAUACAAGGAUUUCGUGGGCAAGACCGUCCAACACCCGAUCAUCCCUGGUAGAAAGUUGCGGAUCGUGGCCGACGAAUAUGUUGACAGGGAGUUUGGUACUGGUGCUGUCAAGCUCACUCCUGCGCACGAUCAUAACGAUUUCAACCUUGGCAAGAAGCACGGCCUGCCAUUCAUCAACAUUCUCAAUGAGGACGGCACUCUGAAUAGCAAUGCGGGUCCCUAUGCCGGAGAGAAGAGAUUCAAUGCACGAUACGGCAUCAUCGAGGAACUUAAGAAGCUGGGCCUUUACACGAGACAAGAGUCAAACAAGAUGGUUGUUCCUAUUUGCAGUCGAUCAGGGGAUAUCGUAGAACCCCUUCUAAAACCCCAAUGGUGGAUGAAAAUGGAACCCCUGACGAAACCUGCCAUUGAGGUCGUCGAAACGGGCGAGCUCGUUAUCCGACCAGAGGUGCAGAAGCGACAGUACCUGCAAUGGAUGCGCAACCUCCAAGACUGGUGCCUGUCGAGACAACUGUGGUGGGGACAUCAGAUCCCAGCGUACUUCGUCAGCAUCGAGGGUGAAGACGGUGGCGAAGACGCCGAUGACAAGUACUGGGUAUGUGGCCGAACAGAAAGUGAAGCCCGGGAAAAGGCAGAACAGAAGUUCCCCGGCAGGAAAAUCACCCUCAGACAAGACGAAGACGUCUUGGAUACCUGGUUCAGCUCUGGGCUUUGGCCGUUUAGUACCCUCGGAUGGCCAGAGAAGACGGCGGAUCUGGAAAAGUACUUUCCUACCACGACCCUGGAGACAGGCUGGGAUAUUCUACCGUUCUGGGUCAGCCGCAUGAUCAUCUUCUCUCUCAAACUCACCGGAAAGGUACCCUUUACUGAGGUCUACUGCCACGGCCUGAUUCGUGAUAGCGAAGGCCGAAAGAUGUCCAAAUCACUGGGCAACGUUGUCGACCCCGUUGACAUUGUCGACGGAAUCAGCCUGGACGGUCUGCAUCAACAGCUGCUGCAGGGUAACCUAGCCCCAGGCGAGGUCAAGACUGCUGAGAAGUACCAAAAGAAGGCUUUCCCCCAGGGCAUUCCUGAGAUCGGGGCUGAUGCCUUGCGCUUCUCCCUCGUGAACUACACCCAGGCCUCUGGUGGCGACAUCAACUUUGAUAUCAAGACGAUGCACGGCUACCGAAAGUUCUGCAACAAGAUCUACCAGGCUACGAAGUAUGUUCUUGGGCGGCUUGGUGAGGAUUUCGUUCCUCGCGAGAGCAGUGCCCUGACAGGAAAGGAGAGUCUGCCCGAGCGAUGGAUCUUGACGAAGCUGAACACAGCCGCAAAGGAGAUCAACAUCGCCCUGGAGGAGCGGGAAUUCGCCCGGUCCACCCAGAUCAGCUACCGGUUCCUGUACGAUGAGCUGUUUGAUGUCUACAUCGAGAACUCAAAGACUAUCAUCUCCGACGGCACCCCCGAGGAAUCCCGUUCUGCCCAAGACACACUCUAUACCGCGCUCGAGACCGGUUUGCGCAUGGUAGCUCCGUUCAUGCCCUUCCUGACCGAAGAGCUCUGGCAACGUCUCCCACGCAGACCCAACGACAGCACAUCCUCAAUCACUGUUGCAAAUUACCCAGAGUACGAAUCGUCCUUCGAUGACCCGAAAUCAGAGGCCACCUAUGAGCUUAUCCUGGGCUGCUCAAAGGGCGUCCGUUCCCUCUUAGCCGACUACGCUGUGAAGGAUAAAGGCGUUGCCUAUAUCACGCCUCUGAACCAGGACUCGCACGACACCAUCUCAGCCCAGCUCCUCACAAUCAAGUCCCUCAGCGGAAAAACACCAGUGGAUAUCAAGAUCCUCAACUUUGGCGAAACAAGCCCUACCGGCUGCGCGGUCUUCCCUGUUUCCGCUGCUGCGAAUGUCUACCUUGAAGUCAAGAACCGCAUCAAGGAUGCCUCGAAGGAGGUUGCGAAGUUCAAGGCCAAGUUGGCUGAGGCGCAACGAGACCAGGAAGAUAUUGAAGGGAUCACGGCAGAGCUGCACAAGGUCCAGGAUAAGGAUGUGACUGAGGCUCUGCGAUCAGCCGAACGCCGGAAGCACGAUGUCGGUGCUACGCUGCGGGCACUGGAAGAGACUGUCGCGAUGUUUGAGAAGAUGGCUGUUUAUAUUAUGCAUGGAACUAAGUAG